Paramecium octaurelia is the source of this 243-nucleotide messenger RNA. The record is from the annotation of a GenBank genome assembly. Lineage: Eukaryota; Ciliophora; Oligohymenophorea; Peniculida; Parameciidae.
AUGGAACCCAUCAAGAUUUGCAAUUACAAUAUUCAAAUAACCUUUAUUUAUCAUCUAAAUUACAACAGGAAUGAAAUAAUGCUUUAUAGACAUUCAAGAAUUUAGCUUCGUUGUUUGAAAAUCAACUUAAUCCUGUCAACUAAAAUUAAGAACUUGUUAAUGAUCCAAUUAGAUUAUAUUUAAAGCAGUACAUAAGCAAAUAUGAAUUGGGUUAAUUUGAAAAGAAUCAGUUUGAAUUAUUGA